Messenger RNA from Adelges cooleyi (spruce gall adelgid), 1922 nucleotides. RefSeq names its product putative RNA-binding protein Luc7-like 2. Gene Ontology annotation, biological process: mRNA splice site recognition. Gene Ontology annotation, molecular function: mRNA binding. The record is from RefSeq and is a predicted model, not a curated record. Lineage: Eukaryota; Metazoa; Arthropoda; Insecta; Hemiptera; Adelgidae. The coding region runs from base 1102 to 1854 and encodes 250 amino acids. Gene Ontology annotation, cellular component: U2-type prespliceosome; U1 snRNP. The transcript has 6 exons.
UAUAAGCUCUAUAUGUUUGCUCUUUAAAUGUUUAUCAAAACAUAAAGUGUCAUAGUAAUUAGUUGUUAAUUUGAUUAAGUUAGGAACUAAAAUACUAUGUAACAACCCUGUCAUAUACAGGGUGAAAUACUUAAUGUCUCUUCAAAAAUUUGCAGUUUUGUAGUAUUUAAUUUUAAAAACAUAUUUGUUUAUGUUACUUCACAAUUUUAUAAAGUUACUAAUUUUUUGUUUUCUUUAGUAUUUUCUAGAACUCUAAAAAAAAUUGAGAUUUUAGUUUAACUAGUGUAGUAUAGUGUAUACUAUACUAGUUAAACUAAAAUCAAGAUUUUUUUUUUUGUGGGUUGGUUGCUUUCUGCAUAACUCCAUUCAAUUUGUGGACAAUUUUGACUGGUUGAUAGCCAGUUUUGAAUAAUUACUUCUAAGUUAAAAGUUUAGGACAGAAGACGGACAAAUUGUAGUAUUAUUUUUAUCUGAUAAUUAUUCUACCGCACUUUACCUCUGGUCCUAAAUUUUUAAAUUAAGUAGCUUUAAAAGUAAUUAUUCAAAAAUAUUUACAGACUAAUAAAAAUAUUAAACAAAUUAUUCGUAAUUUAAAAAGUUAAUUAAAUAGAGCUCUGGGAGAAAAUAAAAAAGAUAACAAUUUGAUUACGUGAUGUUAUAAAUUAAUAUAAACUAAAGAGUUUCCAAAAAGAAAAACUACAAAAUUGCAAUUAGUUUAAGAAAAAAUGAGUGUAUCGUCCUUAAUGAAUCUCAUCCCUGUAUACUUUCAACUACACUUGAAAAAGCUAGUCUACAAAGAUAACAACAAACAUCUUGUGAGUAGUUAUUAUUAUAUUAUACUCCUGGAAAGUCGAUGUACUGACAUUUUUUUGAGACUAAGUCAUCAACAAGGACAGUACGUACAUCAAAUUCAGUAUAUUACGUCUAUUUGAAUGCGAAUGUUUUACUCUUAAUCCUGAUUAUUGUCACCCUCUCUAGGAAUAGUCACAAACGAAUUGUUGUUUUGAUUCGUUUCAAGACAAUGAUACAGAGAUGGGGAAGAUCCUCGCCAUCAAUGCGUCAAUGUCGGUGAGCAAAUAACUAAAUGGUCGUCUGUCUCGCAUGGACAUUGGGGAGUGUCCAAAAAUACAUGACAAUGCGCUGAGAGCAGAUUUUGAAAAAGCACAACAAAAAUUUGACUAUUUCUAUGAUGUUGAUGCUACUGAACAUUUACAAGCGUUCAUUAGCGAUUGUGAUCGAAGGACAGAAGCAGCUCGUAAAAGGUUACUCGAAACUCAAGAAGAAUUAACGGCUGAAGUUGCAGAAAAAGCCAAUGCCGUGCAUGAAUUGGCUGAAAAAAUUGGACAAACAUUGGCUAAAGCAGAAGAACUAGGAGCCCAAGGUUUGGUCGAUGAAAGUCUGAAGCUAAUGGGAGAAAUUGAAGAAUUGCGCAAGAAUAAAGCAGAAGCUGAAGACACUUAUAGAAAUUCAAUGCCCGUUAGCAGUUACCAGCAGCAAAAAUUAAGAGUAUGCGAUGUGUGUUCAGCAUAUUUGGGUAUUCACGAUAAUGAUAGAAGAUUAGCAGAUCAUUUUGGAGGAAAACUACAUUUAGGAUUUAUAAAAAUUAGAGAAAAACUAACAGAACUUGAGAAAAACUAUGAAGAAAGACGUGAAGCUCGUCGUAAAUUUGAUGAACAAGAACGGUACAAGAGAGAUGAUAAAAGAAGCAAUAGAUCUAGAAGCCCAGAUCGUAGUGACCGUCAUAAUAGGCGAUCUAGAUCUCGCAGCCGUCCAAACAAACAUCGUUCUCGUAGCCGCAGUCGCAGCCGAAGCUAUAAACAUGACAGAAGAGAUAGGGAUAGACGGCGUUAUUAAUUUAUUUUAUUUAUUUGUAUCACGGACUAUGUUUUUCUUUUGUAUUAAAAUUAAUUAUGACAGUUUAA